UUUUCUUUGUCCGCGUGCCCGUGCUCACAAACACGCGCGCGCUCACAGUAGCGGCUGUAGUAUCAACGGGGCCUUCACAAAACACACAUCAACUCAGCAAACAUGUCCGCUCCGGGUGCAGAUGGAUCUGGUUCUGCAGGGAUGUCUGGGAAUAACCGCAAACUGCAGCAGACACAGGCACAGGUGGAUGAGGUGGUGGACAUCAUGAGAGUGAACGUCGAUAAGGUCCUGGAACGAGACCAGAAGCUGUCUGAGCUGGAUGAUCGUGCCGAUGCCCUGCAGGCCGGUGCUUCACAGUUUGAGACCAACGCUGCCAAACUCAAGAGGAAGUACUGGUGGAAGAACUGCAAGAUGUGGGCCAUUUUGAUAGCUGUGGUUCUUGUCAUUAUUGUCAUCAUUAUCAUCUGGACGCAGUCAUAAAGACAGAAAUCUGGUUAUAAUCAGAAGAAAAGAUCAGGAUAUGAAGUCUUAUCUAUCGACUUCAGAAGGAAGAGAUAACGAAUGAACACUCUUCCAAUACGUUCUAACCUGCUGAUUUUCAAAAGCAUAUUUUGUAAACUAUCCUCAAUGGUUUUUUUUUUUUAGUCUUUGUUUUUAAUAACAAGGAUUUGAAUGUUACAGAAUGCCAUUUCCAUGCACAUCUAACACUCCUCUGUGCAAACCACAGAACAGUGACUGACCGUGCAAAGGUUACAAAAUGAUCCAAAACCACACUUUCAUGAUAAUAUGAGUCAUUUUGCUAUUAUUUGGAGGCCAAGACAUAUUGACCAAAACUCUUGUGAAAGCCAUUUGCCAAGAUCUCAUUGAUGAAUCCCUUAUGGACUCUUUCAGUGGACGGCAGUAAACAGACACUCUUGUUUUCACUGCAUCAGAGUCUUUCUGUGCCAACAAGACAUAAGAGCCUUUCCUGAACAACCACAGACGUGCCUUUAAACAGCUCCACUGCCGUCCCGUAACAACAGCACACAACUCUGCUCUGAUUUUACUCAGAAUGUCUACAUAAAAAUGGUGUAUGUAAGUUUGAUAUCUUAUUGAAAGAUUGAAUUUUGAAGUGAUAAUUCACUAAUUAUUUAACUGCAUUAUAUACGUUGCCUUAAGUAGAAAUAGUUUGUUAGGAAAUAUCUUUGCUUAAUGAUAUUUCAGUAGUAUUGAAUUUUGGUCUUUUCUUCACUUCUCACUCACGGUGCCAAAACAUUUUAUUUUUGUUUAUCUGAGCUUUUUUUUUGUAUGUAUCUUUGUAUAUCUCACGUGUAUAAAUUGUAAACGAGUGCAAUUCUAUAGUGUGGCCUUACAAACUGUUAAACCUGUUGAAUUGCCUGUGAUGGCUCAAUAAAACACAGAUUUAACAUC
This is a messenger RNA of Carassius carassius (crucian carp), 1350 nucleotides long. Its product is annotated as vesicle-associated membrane protein 3-like. The transcript is spliced from 5 exons. The record is from RefSeq and is a predicted model, not a curated record. Gene Ontology annotation, cellular component: plasma membrane; SNARE complex. Gene Ontology annotation, molecular function: syntaxin-1 binding; SNAP receptor activity. Bases 103 to 420 code for a protein of 105 amino acids. NCBI's taxonomy places the organism in Eukaryota, Metazoa, Chordata, Actinopteri, Cypriniformes, Cyprinidae. Gene Ontology annotation, biological process: vesicle-mediated transport; SNARE complex assembly; vesicle fusion.